AUGCACGCGCUGCUCCCUUGGGCUAUACGCGCCCCCGUCGUCGCCUCCGAGGCCAGCGAGGGCCGCGAGGGCGGGCUGCCCGCGCUGCUUCCGUUCCUCGGGUGCUCGGCGUCGUGGCCCAUCUCCGGCCGGGCGUGGCACGGUGCAGGGCAGCGGGUGGCCCCCCCCCCAGUGGGGUGCCAGCAUCUUCCUUGGUGCCCAGCUGCCUGCUGCAAGUCCCGCCUGCGCGCCAGCGCAGCCGCGCAGCGUGAGGGAGGCGUGCUCGGAUCCGCUCGCCGGAGCAUCUCUGGGGCCGCUGGGAGGCCUCUCGGGCGCCUUUCGGGGGAGCGUAAGACCCUGGUUUGCCAGGACUCGGGUUCGCCAUCGUUUUUGUUGACGACCGCGAUUCGGAUUUUGACGAGUGGGAGUUUCGUGGGAUCUCUGCAGCGGGAG
Messenger RNA from Prorocentrum cordatum, 432 nucleotides. Lineage: Eukaryota; Dinophyceae; Prorocentrales; Prorocentraceae. The record is from the annotation of a GenBank genome assembly.